Messenger RNA from Oikopleura dioica, 1392 nucleotides. The record is from the annotation of a GenBank genome assembly. Lineage: Eukaryota; Metazoa; Chordata; Appendicularia; Copelata; Oikopleuridae.
AUGAGUACCAGUUUACGCCGUCGACCUUCGCUUUUUCCGAAGCCACGGAAGGUUCGAAAGAGAAAUAAUUACUACGAGAUGAGUUGGAACGUCCUUGGUGAGAGUUUUACGAAGCUUUUGGAACACUUGGAAACGAAUCAGAAACGGUCCCAGGCGAUGAUUGAUACUUGGUUGGCCGUGGCACAGACACAACAGGCGUAUUCAGUACGAUUACAAGGUGUUGCAGAGCAGCAUGAAAAGAAAUACUUUGGGUCAAUAAAGGAAAGCGAAGCCGAAGCGAACGCAAAUCUCCAGCCCCACAAAAGUUUUAACAGCAUUUUCGCCAUUCUAAAAUCUGAAAGUACCGCGGCAAAGAACUCGUUUGAAAUGAUGAAUUCCGCGAUUGGAGCGCUGAAAGGGAAACAAGCCAUGAACGCGGAUGAUAUUCGGAAAUUGAAAGUUGGUUAUGAAGACAAAACGAGCGAUUUGAAGCUGAAAUUGAAAGAAGCGAGAAAACUGGAGAAAAAUUUAGAUGAAGCAGUUGCGGAGAAGAAAAGAAUAACUGACCUUCAGAAUGCGAAAAAGAAAAGCUCAUUCUUCAAAAGCUCGACCCACGAUCGCCAAAAAGCUCGAGCUAAAGAACUCAUCUGCCGUGAAGAAUACACCAAGCAAGUGUACAUUUACAACGACAACAGGAAACACAUCUUCGGCGAUUUUCUACCGAAGCUUUGCGAAAAGGCCGAGGAAGUGUAUAGGAAACAGAUAAUUGCGAUCGAAGAAUGCAGGUGUGCUACAAAUCAGACUUUUCAAUUCACAAGUAUGGAAAAAACGCCUGCGGCAGAUGCCGAAGAAGAUUUACAAAGAAUCUUUCGGACCUUCUCCUCUGUCGCUUCCAAUUCUGAUUUUCCGGAGCUAGAAUUGCCUGCUGAAACGAAUAGCUCAGGAAGUAAAUCAGAAGUCCCCGAUUCUGGAUUUGGCUCUGGGGAACAAAACGGAACUGCAAUACCCGGAAGAAGAAUGACUCUUGGAGAUGAAACUUAUGCUGAACCGAAGAAGAUUUCCUCGAGCUCAUUAGAUUUCGGUCUUUCUACGUACGAACUAAUCGACACUUCUCCUCGUCCAUCAUUUUUGACGCGAGGAAAUUCCGUAAAACUCACGGCUUCUCAACCACCUCCCCCGCCUCCUCCAAAUCGAUGUUUGCGAAAAUUUGUAGCGUUGUAUAACUAUAAUGGCCAGGACGCGGAAGGCUUUGAAGUUGACAACGCCCUAGCAAUACACGAAAACGAUAAACUGACAGAAGAGCCUAGCGAUGGAACGGACGAUGGUUGGAUGAUGGUGAGAGAUGAACACAAUGAUGUUGGGAUGGUACCUUUAUCUUAUCUGAGAGAGGUCUUUGAUCCUUGUACAGUAUAA